Messenger RNA from Dunckerocampus dactyliophorus (ringed pipefish), 8471 nucleotides. It is a transcript of the gene spns3, whose product is annotated as SPNS lysolipid transporter 3, sphingosine-1-phosphate (putative). Gene Ontology annotation, molecular function: transmembrane transporter activity. The coding region runs from base 3665 to 5203 and encodes 512 amino acids. Lineage: Eukaryota; Metazoa; Chordata; Actinopteri; Syngnathiformes; Syngnathidae. Gene Ontology annotation, biological process: transmembrane transport. Gene Ontology annotation, cellular component: membrane. The transcript is spliced from 13 exons. The record is from RefSeq and is a predicted model, not a curated record.
GCCUUGCAAGUACUAUCUCGAAAAACUCAUUUAAUCUCACAGCAGGUCCGAUGAAGUGUAUGUAAACACAAGCGAUGCUAACGCUGAUUACUGCUAGCUCCGCUCAAGACAGUCGCUGGGACUUCUGACAGCGUCCAACUUAUGAGCAUGCAUCAUCGCAGCAUCGCCUGCGACCGUUCCGUCUCCGUGCAUGAGACGCUGCUGUGUCGGGAGAUGACUGAGCCUGACAACAGUCGCCCCGAAAACCUUAACGUGGUUUAUGUGCGACUGGGCAUUCGCGUUACUGUGGGAAAACAGUUUGCGCCAGCAGCGCCGUUGAAGUAACAGCUACAUGUUCCUAGCUAGUGGGUCAGCUAACGCCGAAUGUUCAAUUACCUGCGAGCUGUCUCCUGAGUAACAGCGCUGAUUGAGGCUCUGUCAUACUUUAGUCAAUGUAAUGCAGCUAUUGUGAACAGUAAUAUGUCGCAGUAACAGCGUUAUAGUCUCGUUUACUGCUCAAUCCGCCGUCUCCUCUAUUUUCCGUUGAGCAUUCUCGACAUCCUUCUUCUUCGUCGUGGUCGUCUUCUUCUCCGGCGUUUGCGGCAGUUCUCGGCUGUGGCGGACUAGUCCCUCUUCUUCGUUGGUUCCCUGGCAGAUGAUGCCCUCGCAGAUAGUGUACGUUGCUGCCAUCUAUUGACAAAAUACUUCAAUUUUAAAUAAAUGUGGCUAAUACGGGUGUGCGCGAACCUUGAAUUACUGUAUUUUUUAUUUACAAAUCGACUGUAUAUCCCUUUAUUAGGCAGUAGAGGGGGUGUUACAGCUUCAGUUAUGCAAUAUUCACAGUAAACAAGACACAACAGAUGUGACGGCACCACUACUAUGACUGCAAUAUGAUAUACAGUAAAUAAAAUAAGAUUAACAUAUGUUACACGUGAAAUUCUCCUGUAAUGAAUGAACUAAAUGCAUUUCGUUGAGAAGUGAUGUUAGUACAGUUUUUGGUCAUACAUUCAUAUGUCAAGCAGGGAGUAGGACAAAACAGGGGUUAAAAGGGAAUUUUCAUAUUGGGCAAUCAUGGUCAACUAGUCGGUUCUGGUUUUAAUCUUUAAAAGCCGCUGAGCAACUGGUUGGUCAUAUGACGAUGCUGAUGGUCAGCUCUUGGGUCCAAAGGACACACUUCUUUAAAAUGUAGGCCAUCAAUAAAAUCAUUUUCAGUUGGAUAAAAACAAGAAUAGUGACUUUUCAAUGCACGAUACACAUAUUAUGGGGCUGCAGUCUGCAGAGUUAAAUUGUCACCAUAAAUAAGUGAGCUCUUUUCUUAUUGCCUAUUACCACAAUAGUCACUGCACGAGUUGCAUCCUGUCAGUUUCUUUUUUUUACUCCACUUUGCUUAUUUUGUUGGGAGAGGCAUGUUAUUCACGGAGAUCAGAGUAGUCUUUUUGCACUGGGUUUUUUAAACAUGAAAAACAAGCAUACUGAAUAUUCACACCUAAGAACAAGUACAUUAUCAGCGCUGCGGGGCUAGGUACUAGCAUUUCAACAACCACUAAUAGGAUGCAGGUUAAACAGUGACAUUGUCUCAUUUCAGCUACUCACAAUACAAGUUUAAGUCCUAAAUCUGCCUCACACACUUAUUAAACACAUCUAGAGUGUCAAAUGUAGGGCUGUCUUCCACUAAGAUUUUCACAGUGGAAUCUGAUUCGUAAGAUUUUGUCUGUAGUCGACUACUCGUCAAAUGUCUUUUAUGUUUCUAGAGCACAGCUAAUGGGGGUCCCUACAAAUAAACAGAGGUGUGGACUCCAUGCACAGUUUUGAUGACUUUGGACUCGACUUGACAAUAUCAUCAAAGAUUUGUAACUCGACUUGGAAUUUGACAUCAGUGACUCGGGACAUGACUCAGACUUUAGUUUGAUGACUUGAAAAUACUACAAAUGUGUCCCCAUUCAAAGUAAUCAACUAACGUGGCUCUUAUUAUGUCAUUUCCAGAAAGACAUUACAUUUUCCCACAGAAUCUGCCCCACUGAAUGCAUCUACGAAUCAGGUUAAAGAACAAACAACAAGGGUGUGGCUUACAUUUCUGUGAGCCGCAGCCUGUCGGAGGGUGGCAGUGAUUAACACCGGGACGCGUCAACAUGCUCCCGAGGAGAAUUUCAUUUUCAUUUGCAAAUUACGAGGUUCAUUUUAAGACCUGUAAGAACUCAAAAAUUUCAAGCCUAUGACUUCGGACUUCACUCAUUCUGUCUUAUCUUGACUUGAGACUUGACUUGGACUUGAAAAACGCUGACUUUCUGCCACCUCUGCGGAAUAAACAAGUCUCAUCUGCGGCUCACCUCAAAGGCUAAAACACUCAGAUAAAGAAAUAAACAUGGUAGGUGUGCAACCUGCUUUUGUUUAGUGACACAGAAAGCAAGGCGAACUAAAUGGAAACACGGUGGUUUUCGGCAAGUGGGCACAUCACACAUCAGCAAAGUGCACAUCAAAUAGGAACAUCGUGGCUUGAAAAAAAACAACUUGCCAAAACUCUUCUUCCGAGACAAAGCUCACCGGCCAUCUCAUUUACAUAUGUGUUCCACAGUGGAUCAUCACAUACACAUGAACACUAGCUAGCUAGCUAAGAGUUGCACAAUGCGACGUAAACAAAGAAUAAUAGGAGUGUAAAGGUGACUUCAGGGGUGUUAUUUCAUGUAUGCCGCGCUCUAAUGUUAAAAAAUUUAUUUAGAAAGUCACAAACAGGUUUCCUAUGCUGUAACUACUAGGGAUGUCCGAUAAUAUCUGCCACCGAUAACUAUCGGCCCAAUGUUUCCAUAAAACUGUGAUAUCGGCCAACAUCGGCCAACAACCACCCUAACUCUAUCCCAGUCACCCAUGAACACAACCCACCCCAAACCCCAUCCCGACCCCGAACCACCCCAACCAGAACGCAGUAAUAUUGGGUAAAGCAGGCACAGCAUAACUAUUUGAGAAGGGGUGCCCAAACUUUUUCCACUGAGAGCCACAUAGUGAAAAAUGAAACGAUGCAAGGGCCACUAAACUAUACUAAACUAAACUAAAUUAAGUUUUUCCAAAAAUAACAUAAAUCAAGGCACAAGAAACACAAAUGUAUUCUUAUAUAAAAAAUGCAAUACAUGAAUUAUCUACUCAGAGAUGGGUGGAGUAGCCGACAAAACAACUGUACAUAAAUUAUGAUGAACUUAUGGUGAAUGAGAUGUGUGUUCUGCAGAAAAAAGAGCCUUUUUCAAAGGAAAAAACAAAAAAAAAAGUAACAAAUUUUUUUUGACCAAAAAUGUGCUGAAUCGCGAAUGUGCGAGGAUCGACUGCAAUCACAUGAGCACCUACUAUAUGUCUACUAAGUUUAAGGACAACAGAAAAAAACUUGCCAUUUCUGAACUAAAAGCUUUUUCAGUUUCACUUCCUUCCUCUUGUACUGCAAGUCUUGUGUCAUAUUCCGAGAAAGAAGCGGGAGAGAGCGACAGAUGGACUGUUUACGGCGUUGCAAGACAGUGAAGAGCUGUGUGGAAGCCUUUGACCAUCCCAAAAUGGGCUGUCCCUCCCUUAGUAACUCAAUUUUAGAGCUCAAGCUCCAUUUGGCUUCCUCCUGCCCGCAGAGACACACGACUCGACUGUCAUCUGACGACUGCCACCAUGGAAUGAACGCCAUCAUCAGCAAGUGAAGAGUCGUCUGCUCGCUAUGGAGCCGAAAGGAUCUGCUCCGUCCCUGCAGGAUGGACCGCUGCCUCGGAGGAGUCUCGGAUCCAGCUCUGGCCUGCACUAUGGUUCGUUUGUGAACAGCCUUUCUUCACUCACACCCAAACUGGACGAGAGACCUUCCCCAUCGCACAGACGAGCCUAUGUCGCGGUGGCCGUGCUCUGCUACAUCAAUUUACUCAACUACAUGGAACGAUACACAAUAGCAGGUGUCCUGCUCAACAUUCAGACCUUCUUUGAUAUCAGUGACAGCACAGCAGGACUUCUGCAGACAGUUUUUAUCUGCAGCUUCCUAGUGGCGGCCCCGCUCUUUGGUUACCUUGGCGACCGCUACAACCGGAUAUACAUCAUGGCUGGUGGUUUGAGUGUGUGGCUUGUGACUGCAACUGGCAGCUCUUUUGUCACUCAGUCGUAUUUUUGGCUUCUGGUGCUGUUACGAGGCCUUGUCGGGAUAGGAGAGGCGAGCUACUCCACUAUCGCUCCCACCAUCAUCGGGGACCUUUUCACUGGCACACAACGGACCAUCAUGAUCUCUGCUUUCUACAUCUUCAUCCCUGUUGGAAGCGGUCUUGGCUACAUCGCAGGGUCAUCAAUAGCCAGCCUCACUGGAGACUGGCACUGGUCUCUCAGGCUCACUCCCAUUUUUGGUCUCGUUGGGCUUAUUUUACUGGUGCUCUUAUGCCCAAACCCAUCCAGAGGUGCUGCGGAAAACAAUGGUCACGGUGUUCAUGACCAGAGCUCCUACCUGGAGGACGUCAAGUAUCUUCUGAAAAAUAAAAGUUACGUGUGGUCAUCUCUGGGUGUAACAGCAAUGGCCUUCCUUACUGGAGCCCUGGCUUUCUGGAUGCCCACCUUUCUGUUCAGAGCUCGGGUGUCUCAGGGACUCCUCCCCCCGUGCUCGAAAGGGCUGUGCAACUCCACGGACAGUUUUAUCUUUGGCGCCGUCACGGUGGUCUCAGGCAUUCUCGGAGUGUGUCUUGGCACUGGUCUGUCCAGAUUCUUGAAGGACAAAGUGUCCAAUGCAGAUCCGCUCAUCUGUGCUGGAGGAAUGCUGGGAUCUGUCCCCUGCCUCUUCAUCAGCAUCUUUGUGGCAACGGCAAACAUUCCUGCCACCUAUGUCUUCAUUUUCAUAGCUGAAGUGCUGCUAUCACUGAACUGGUCCCUUCUGGCUGAUAUGCUACUGUAUGUUGUUGUCCCGACCAGAAGGGCCACAGCGGAGGCUCUCCAGAUUACAGUCUGCCACCUUCUUGGGGAUGCCGGGAGUCCUUACCUAAUAGGAACGAUUUCUGACGCCAUACACAGAUCCAAGCCGGCGUCCGUCGACUGGAGCUUCCCUAGUUUACAGCACAGCUUCCUGCUCUGCCCUUUUGUUGGGAUCCUUGGGGGAAUUUUCUUCCUCAUGACGGCUCUUUACAUCAAUAAUGACAGAAGAGCAGCUCUGCAGCUGGUUGAAGGAGAUCCUCCCCUGCAAGGUCCUGCACCCGAGCCCACUGUGGACCUGAACAAUGCGCAAAAUAUAUAAAUAUAUAACGUUGGAUCAAUGCAGUUCGGCAUUAAAUCUAUUUUUUAAUUUAAGGCAAAAUCUACGAAUGUGGUGAUUGGUGUUUCUCUCAAAAGCGGUUCUUUCUCAUCACACGCACGCACGCACCAGACCAAAUCUGAACAAACUCUUUAUCUUGCGAUUAAAUCAACACAAAAAGAAUCUCAAAAUGUAAGAAAUGAUGACGUGUGAUACACGAUCAGAUCUACAGUACAGGAUCACGCAAAAGGGAGUACAACCCUCACAUUUCAGGAACAAUAAAUCUUCUCAAAGGACGAUAUUAUGGACAUGAAACUUGGAUAUAGUUGUCCCUGGCUACUUUGCAGUUCGAAUUUUGCGGCUACAGUCUAUUAUGGUUAAACUCACCUACCGCUUGCAGUUCAUGCGAGACGCGGUUUUAUUCACAGCUCCUCCACACGCAAAGUUGUGUGCUGCAGUGAAAUGCGUCCAAGUGGAAACGUUAGUUAGGCUGAAGUAAAGUUCUGCACCACAGAGCCGCGUUUGUCAAAAGUGACCAAAGGUGGCAACUUUUCACAGCGUUGUACCCUUUCAGACAUCUAACAGGAAGUCAUGUACCCACUACUCCUAUAGACUUGAAAACACAACAUAAACUCCACAAUGAAACAUCUCAUCCAUCUAUAGAGUUGUUGUAGUAUUGCGGUCACUAGGCAUCAGUACUGUUAUAAGACAUGACGUUAUUUUACAUUACCUUUCGCACUGCAUGGAGACUGGCCGUGGAGUGGAGAAAAGGUGCUCAUCCCGUUCUGUGUGGAAAUGGUAAGACUUCUUUUUCCUUCUUACUGUUUGAAACACUUUCUUACGUUUAGAACAAGUAUAAUGGAGAGGCUAACUAGUUAGCUCGAUAGCUUGCUGUGCUAGGCGGCAGCCGUCUGUUAUGUCCCAGCAGAGAUCCCGUAGCCUGCACAAUGUGACGUAAACAAAGAAUAAUAGGAGUGCAAAAGUGACUUUUGGGGUGUUAUUUCAUGUCUACAGGGCUGUAAUAAUGUUAGAACACAUACUUAGAAAAUCAUAAACAGGUUUUCUAUACUCUAACUUCAAAAAUAUUGUGUUGAAUCAUACUAUGCUGAAACUCACUUGUCGUAAUUAACCGCGAAAAACGAGGGACGACCGUAUAACAUCAUGUUUUUUAUUUUUCAAUUUUGCACACAUAGGCUACUAAUUUAAAAUGAAGAGGGUUGUAGAGGGGUAAGAUACCUCCUGGCAGGCUUGCCGUCUGCUUGGUGAAUUCUUUAUAACAAGUGGUGGCAGCUGUGGUAAGAUGUGAUGAACUGUGAUCUUCGUGCUCUUUUGCUGUGCUUUGGUCUGCAGCAACAUGGAAAUAAUCAGUACAAUGCAACUAAUGUUACACGUAAAUGUUAUCAUAAAUAAUUAUGAAAAUAAAGGCACAUAACGUACAGACAUCAAUAAGGAAAUGAAUUCAACACGAGGCUUAUUACUGAGUCAAAUGGACAUAUGAGCACACACAGCAUGAGAUUAUGCACCAAGCAAAAAUGCACAGCAGCACAAAACUAACAUGAUCAAACCUCACCUCAGUGCAUUUACGCACAGCAUUAACAUUUGUGAACACGGAUGAGGUGAAAGGAAGAAUAGGAAACACAUGUCUGUCUGUGCAGCGUCGGAGAAAGUCAUACACAUAAAGUCUCAAUCUGAGUCACACGGCUAUGGCGUACGCGUCUAAGGACCACCGAACAAAGAUGCCCGAAGAAGAAGACACAUUAUUUGUGAAAGCAUAAAUUUACUGACACGUGCAAACAGGAGGCUUUCUAAUGUUGUCUGUGGAUCCAGUCAAAAAACAAAUGACUCAUACAGCUCAGAAAACACACUAAUUAGUCGCAGCACACGACACUUUGAAUGCAUAACGUCAUCAUCAAACGUACUUAUUUGUUCAUCUAACGCACACACAUCAAUGAACAACUUCAUGCCGUCACCUUUCUUCUGCACUGCGCUACUUACCUGCUGUGGCUGUUCACGUGAGACUUCCUAGCGCAUUAUGCAAAUCUCAGUGUUUUUAGUGCAAAUGUAGUCAAGUAGUUUUUAAUUUGUAUUCACGUACCCCCCACGUAUUAUCCCCUCAAAAGAACUCAACACACAAUCUAUGUCAAAACUGCUGGUAACAACAGUAAGUACACCACAAUGUUAAAAUGUACAAAUUGGGCCCAAAUAGCCGUUUUUCCUCUGCGGUGUCAUGUGACUCGGUAGUGUUACAAGGUGUCAUGUGUGAACGGGGAGCUGGUUAAAUUUGGUGUAAUCGCUCUCACGCUCUCUCAUACUCGUCACUGGAAGUUCAACAUGGCACCUCAUGGCAAAGAACUUGUUUUGAUAUAAUAAGACUUGAUAUGAUAGAAUAUUGUUUAAAUCUCUGUUGGGCAUCUCUGUGUGUGGAGUUUGCAUGUUCUCCCCGUGCGUGCGUGGGUUUUCUCCGGGUGCUCCGUCUGCACAUUCCAAAAACAUGCAUGUUAGCUUAACUGGCAACUCUAAAUUGCCCAUAGAUAUGAAUGUGCGUGUGAAUGUUUGUUUGUCCAUAUGCAUAAAUUAUCAAGAGUAACAAUGUUUUGUUUAUCAGAUUUGAGUUACAUAACUUUGAGGGGGGCUUGAGCCCCCCAAAGAAGUUCCAAAACCCCACUACAAUCAUAGCUUCUUUUUUUUUGGCGUGUAAGAAAUUAGUUCAGGCAUGCACUUUUCACGCAAAACCAGCGAGAAUGAACAAAACAAAUAAUAAUACACGUUGUUAUUGUUUGAUUAAAAUGACCACGUGGUAACCAGGUGCUUGACAGAACUACUUGUGCUCUCACAUAAGAACAGCAACAUAACUACGUACUGUCUAGUUACACUGAAAAAAACAUGCACAGUUACUUCCUGUUCAGUGCAAAAUAAGCUUCAAAAUAAAAGGAUGGCUGUAUUAACCUGGAUUGCUCCUUGUCUGUGUAAUGUUGACCUACGUGUACGUUCCUAGAAACGCUGCCUACUGGGUAAGCACCCCCAUCUUUCAGUCCGAGUGACGUCCAUGGUCAUAUUGUAGUCCAUUCAUUUCUACACCAUCAUCACAUUUUCUUAUCUAAAUGACACUCUUGAAUUUCCGCUGACACCCAUCAAAUGCUUCAGAACCCCCUUUCCUUGAAAAUGCUGAACAUCAAGAAAUAAUCUCCAUCUAUGCAAAAAAGGGAGCCCUUAAUGAGAAGCAGAUGGAGCUCAGGGUGGAGCAUUGUGUGCAUCUAUUGUGGAAUUAAUU